This is a messenger RNA of Psilocybe cubensis, 357 nucleotides long. RefSeq lists its product as uncharacterized. Bases 1 to 357 code for a protein of 118 amino acids. NCBI's taxonomy places the organism in Eukaryota, Fungi, Basidiomycota, Agaricomycetes, Agaricales, Agrocybaceae. The record is from RefSeq and is a predicted model, not a curated record. The transcript is spliced from 2 exons.
AUGACGUCCACAUUGCCGGAAGCCAAUUACGGCAGGGAACUCUUUCGUGAAUUGGAGUUGAUCCAGUUUGAAAUGCGUUGUGGAAUGAUUACGCCUCCACAAAACGACGCUGAGAUGUGGGACUAUUUGAUUGCUUCGAAGAGCCAAGUCGAUAGGCUAUGCGAUGUAGCGCAAGAUAUCUACAACGAAUCGGUCGUAGAACUUAACAAAUUGCUGGCAAAGCAUGGCGCGGGCAUGGAUAGUAAGAGGGUCAAAGGUCCACGCGCUACGUCGUAUCUGCCCAGUCCAUUAUGCGAGCAGGUCUAUCCGAGGGGUAUGGUUGACAACAGGGAAGUCAUGACUGGGUCCUUUGAAUAG